UCAGAGACGCAACGUUCCUGGUUCGCCGAUAUGAAAAACAAUAAGUUGAACGAUAUAAACCAUUGGGUUACAUGGAAUCUUGAAGGCUAAAAACGUGAUUUUCAUCUUGGUGACGUCAUUUCUAAAUUUCGGUCGUGUGUUUCUAUCUUGAGCCGCCUUACAUCGCCGCUAAGCGCCCAUAGCGCUCGCAACCCAAAACAGAUUCAACAGCAAAGAAGUGAAGUUAGCUUCGUUCGUCGUCGGUAGCUCUCACUUUCGCUACAUCGACUGUAACGCAAUCGAAGACUUUGUGCAAAAUUUGUAGAUGUUGCGAUCUUUUUAAGCCACCUGAUCUCUUUUUGUACAUAUUCAGGUGGAUUGCUGGGUGUGACAAUAAAUUUUCUAUCAGAAGAUGGGUAGUAAGGCCAGUACUCCAGCUUCUCCAGUCAGCGAAGAUUCCUCCCCAACCAGACAAAUCUAUUCCCAAGCUGAGAGAGUGUCUGAGUAUGAGCAAUCAGCAAGGCAAGCUAGACAGGAGAGAAGUUUCAUGGAAAGAGCAGAAAGUUCAAUCCAAAACUUCAUUUACUCUAAUAACACCUCAAGUGUUGACAUACAACGAUCAAGUCACACCAAUGGCCAGCAUGGUACUGCCACACACGAAAGACUGGGUUCUUCACUUGAAACACCUGCUCAUCAACCAGUCAGACCUAGCUCUAUACAAGCAGGCACCAACAGCAGGAGCUACAGCAUUGGUAGUGCUGCUGGUGCUACAGUGGGGCAAAGUGACAGCAGCAGCAUCAGCAGUAGUACUGGUCUGAGCCAUUUUCUCAGCAAUUUCAAUUUGUGGAGAGCAUCGGGAGCCAGUUCCACUGACCGCCAGAGAGCCCAGUCUCUUUCCCACAUGCCUGAUCCAGCUCUACUUAACCAGUCAUCCACCACAAAUCAGAGUGGUGAUCCUAGUCGCUCUCGUUACGAAAUAGACGAACCGUCAUCAUUAUCGGAUCCUCGAGCGGCCCUUACACGCCUUCUGUCCUCUAGAGAAAAUCGCUCCGCCAACAACCCCGGCAAUAAUCCUUCAUCGGGCACUAGUACUGAAAGCAGUGGUCACCGUCAGAGACGGGACAACACGGGAGCCUUUUCAGUGCGAGACUUGACCUUCGCAGCGGCCCAGGAGUUCCUAGCCGAAGCCACGCUUAACGGAUUGGGACUCGGCCGCGUUUACGUCACUCACUCGCUGCCCAGUCACAUGUGGGCAGUUAAUGGCAUCAAAUGCCCGGUCUGCUCCAAAUUUGUGAUGCCCGAUGACAUCGAGUGCCACCUUGUCAUGUGUUUGACGAAGCCCAGAUUGAAUUACAACGAGGACGUUCUGACCGAAGAUAAAGGCGAGUGCGUCAUCUGCUUAGAGGACUUGCUCAAAGGUCACGUUAUAGCACGUCUACCUUGUCUUUGUGUCUACCACAAAAGCUGCAUCGACCAGUGGUUUGACGUCAAUCGAUCCUGUCCUGAGCAUCCUUCCGAUUGAAAGAGAUCUUUUCGCUUUGGAUUUUAACCCCCUUUUGGAAAGAAGAAUCCUCCUGUUUGAAAAACAAAAACAAUUUCUAUGUUGUCGACUUCGGAUCAGCUUUUUUAGUUUAAGUUUAAUUGGUGGGCUGACUGUGAUUUCACUUGGUAAAUGUACACGAGAAGAAAAGAAGAAAAUUUUGAAUUUGCCCCGACGUGCGCAAUGGUUGAGCGCAUUAACUGAGUGUUGAACGUAAGGUUGUGUAUGUGACUUAAUUGCGUGCAUGACUUUUGUGGCUAAUUUUUUUCCGAUUCCGGGGAUCAACACUUAACGUUAAACAGCCUUCCUUUUGUUCUUCAUAUUCUUACAACUUUCUGUAGUCCCCCCUGUAACUUGUGUAUCAAUUGGAAGUUUGCCAAAUUUUUAUUCCCGUAAUUUCUUGCGCAAGUUAUGAAAGUCUGAAAGACGAUAGCGUCAUGUAAUUUGUUCCCUGCACACGACCAGCUGCUACGACGACCCGACUCUUGCAUGUU
Daphnia carinata is the source of this 2013-nucleotide messenger RNA. RefSeq names its product E3 ubiquitin-protein ligase znrf2-like. The transcript has 5 exons. The record is from RefSeq and is a predicted model, not a curated record. The coding region runs from base 392 to 1501 and encodes 369 amino acids. NCBI's taxonomy places the organism in Eukaryota, Metazoa, Arthropoda, Branchiopoda, Diplostraca, Daphniidae.